Molecule: messenger RNA, 2113 nt
Organism: Daphnia pulicaria
Lineage: Eukaryota; Metazoa; Arthropoda; Branchiopoda; Diplostraca; Daphniidae
Product: solute carrier family 41 member 1-like
Exons: 10
Coding region: 455-1990 (511 amino acids)
Biological process (GO): monoatomic cation transport
Cellular component (GO): plasma membrane
Molecular function (GO): monoatomic cation transmembrane transporter activity
Source: RefSeq, a predicted model, not a curated record
GGCCGUCUGCUAUUUUUGCCACGUCUGUGAGAAAGUGACAGAUGUCUGUGUUCGAUUGUGUUCGUUCGUUCUGUCACGUUUCGUUCUCCCGCUCCCGUAUUAUUCACUUUGUAUCAGUAGUUAUAAACUGCAGUUUGUAAUUAAGCUCAGCUCUUAGAAUUUCCGCGAUCUCUUAAAAUUGUAUACAACGGUUUGUGUUACAGAGCUCUUUUUCUAAGGUCGAAUUUGUUUGUCUUUUCGUUCCAGUGACGCACAAUGUAAAAUCCUUUUGCUUAUUAUAGUCUUCCUUGUUAUUGCUUUAGCCUGUCCUUGCUAAGGUGCUGUGUGAACAUUUUGAUACCCCAUAGAUUUACAUCAGCAUAAUAGUCAUGUACCUGACAACUGUGAUUAUGAAUCUCUCAAUAUUCGUCAUGCCUUCUGUACUUGGAGCUGCAAAUUUGAAGGCUUAGCCAUUAUGAAUUCUUUCCCUAAUGUGAAAUUCAAAUCAUCUAACAAUCUUAGAAAAAGAAUUGUAGGAAAGAAAAUGGGUCCCCAGACAGAGGACAACAAUUGUGAAGUCAUUGAAAUGAUUGAACAAAUUCCUACAUCUGAUACUAACAAAGAUGAUGAUUGGGAAAAUAGUGAAGAAGGGGAAUGUGAAGUCAUGCUGAAGACAUCAUCACCAAAGGCUAUCAAUGAUGAUAUUGUUGAAGAAAUUGAAGAAGGCUUCUGGCUACUUGCCUUUCAAGUAUUCUUUCCAUUUCUCAUUGCUGGAUUAGGGAUGGUGGGAGCUGGGAUUGUGCUUGAUAUCGUUCAGCAUUGGAAUGUCUUCCAAGUGGUAACUGAGCUUUUCAUUUUGGUGCCAGCUUUAUUGGGGCUCAAAGGCAAUCUUGAAAUGACAUUGGCUUCUAGGCUGUCUACUCUAGCGAAUCUUGGCCUAAUGGAUUCGCCAGAUCAGCGCUGGAGUUUAAUCAAAAGCAAUUUAGCAUUGAUACAGUGUCAGGCAAUUGUCGUGGGCUUUCUCGCAUCAAUAGCUGCGGUUAUCAUGGGUUGGAUUCCCGAAGGCACAUUUGACAUUUAUCAUGCAUUGCUCAUUAGCGCAAGCGCUGUACUUACUGCCUCCUUUGCAAGUUUUGUUCUCGGUAUUAUUAUGGUGGUUGUGAUAAUUAUUUCUCAUCGUUUCAAAAUUAAUCCGGACAAUGUAGCGACCCCAAUUGCAGCCUCGCUAGGAGAUUUGACCACUUUAGGGCUUCUGGCAGCAAUUUCUACUUGGCUCUUCAAUGCAAUCACAAACGUUGAAGCUGGUCUUUGGUGGAUAUCUCCAUGCAUUCUAUGUGCCUUUAUCGCCUUGCUACCAUGGUUGGUUUGUGUUGCCUCUUCCAACUCAUUAACUCGCGAAGUUUUGUCUUCCGGGUGGUCUCCUGUACUUGCCGCCAUGACAAUCAGCAGUAUGGGCGGAAUAAUAUUGGACUGCACAGUUAAGGCUUACAAUGGAAUUGCCGUGUUUCAACCUGUUAUUAACGGGGUCGGUGGUAAUUUGGUUGCCGUUCAAGCCAGCAAGUUAUCAACUUGGCUUCAUAAACGUGGACGACCCGGAGAAUUUCCCGUCAAUAGUGCGAGCGACAGAGUUGUAAGCUCAGUCUGUGUCAGCCCUAUAUCCGCUUUCUGUACGGGAGGAGUCCACGCUAAAACAGCUCGAGUUCUACUUUUACUUGUACUUCCAGGUCAUGUAAUCUUUACGCUUGCUAUAUACUACCUACAAGCAGGGCAUACUAGCCUUACUCCGGUGUUUUUUGUGAUCUACAUGUUUUCUGCUUUUCUUCAAGUAUUAUUGUUGCUGUACAUCGGUCAUGUAAUGGUACUGUGGAUGUGGAGCCGCUCUAUCGAUCCAGAUAACUCUGCGAUACCUUAUUUAACUGCGUUAGGAGAUUUACUGGGAACAGCUUUUUUAGCACUUGCUUUUCAUAUCCUCUACUUGAUUGGUGAUAAAGAUAGCGAUGUCGGUGACUAAUUACUGCGCACAAUUUGACCCUAAAUGUAUCAAAAUGCUUAACCUGACCCUAAACUCACAAUGAGUAAAACUUUGUAUGAUAAUUUUGUUUACUAAAUCAAAUCUAUUUCUAUUGCUAUUCAA